This is a messenger RNA of Hypoxylon fragiforme, 738 nucleotides long. RefSeq lists its product as uncharacterized. NCBI's taxonomy places the organism in Eukaryota, Fungi, Ascomycota, Sordariomycetes, Xylariales, Hypoxylaceae. Gene Ontology annotation, cellular component: microtubule cytoskeleton; cell tip. Gene Ontology annotation, biological process: establishment or maintenance of actin cytoskeleton polarity. The transcript has 2 exons. Bases 1 to 738 code for a protein of 245 amino acids. The record is from RefSeq and is a predicted model, not a curated record.
AUGACAAGACCCCAGAUGAUUCGGGCUGAUACCAUUGAUCUUCAGAGUCAAGAAGCACCUUCUGCGAAGUCAAACAAGCCAACCUUUUCCAGUACAGCCCCGGACGGGUCGCUCGCGCCGCACCAGGCAGAGACCAUACGCGAGGUUCAGGAAAGCAGGGCCGGAGAGGAAGCUCGAAGCCCCAGACUCUCGUGGACCGAUGGUGACAACAAUAGCCGAGAUCUGCAACAAUACGCCGAACAGCUCGUUAACGGUAUUGCGAAUUCCUUGAAUGGCAACAAGAUGCAAUCCGACGAUGCGCUUGCCAUCGCGCAGAAUGGAGGAGUCGCUGGCGGUACCUCCGACGAGGGAGACAUGGACGCGAACACCGACGAUGACAUGGAUGACGAUAUGAUGGACAAGAUAUCGAGUUCUCCUUCGAUUGAAGAUGGUGGGUACACCCUUCCGCCGCAUGCCUGGCCACGGCGCGUCGACUCGCUCCGCCCUUGGUCUAUGCAACGCGAUCCCCCAAGUUCCCCAGUACUAAGCGAGGAGAGAUCAUCUUCACCAUAUCUCGAACUUGCUGCACAUCAACCUCUACAACCUCUUAACCAGCAGGCAAGCAAGGCUUCUGCUGAGAAGUCAAAUCGUCAUCAUCCUCUUCUUGGUGAGUAUACUGGAUUGACCGACCGCGCAAACCACGACGAUGUCGAAAACUUAUACGACCUAUCGUUAUCGGAUACCGAAUCGAGCAUUUAG